Messenger RNA from Micromonas commoda, 3810 nucleotides. RefSeq lists its product with no specific name. The transcript has a single exon. Lineage: Eukaryota; Viridiplantae; Chlorophyta; Mamiellophyceae; Mamiellales; Mamiellaceae. The coding region runs from base 1 to 3810 and encodes 1269 amino acids. The record is from RefSeq and is a predicted model, not a curated record.
AUGGUCGGCCGACGCCUCCCGACGCUCGCGCUCUUCCUGGCGCUCAUCGCGGGGCUCCUGCACGGCGUCGCGGCCACCGCGGGAGACACCUACACGUACGACUUCAUCAUCAACGUUGCUCAAGUUGGUCAACUUGGUCCACAUUGUUUUUACGUCAAGCUGGACGGCGUGUUGCCGAGCCAGUAUCAGUUCACGUGGCACCGUCCACCGGAUAGGAGAGUGUGUGAUGCUUCAAAAUCUGGCGGGAGUUGCGCGACCGGCGAGAUCGGGAUGGCCUCCGAUGAUCCCUUGAAAUAUUCGGCUUGGAACGAUAAAAUGGUGGGGGAGAAGAUCUUCUCAGUCGCCUCCGCGACCAGGAUAGCCUCCAUCGAGAUAUCCUGCUAUUAUCCCAAAUACACGCCGGGUUGGCUCAUCAAGGAGAACGGCAUGGAGGUGUAUCGAGAGACUGCGAACCGCGGGGAUGGAGACAUACCCUAUCCGGCGACGUACACGUACGACCUGGUGUGCGACGCAUCAUCACCCCCGGCCAACGGCGGCGUCGGUAACUGCACAUCGGCCCUCUUUUCCGGGGAGUCGUGCACACCGACGUGCGACACCGGUUAUUUGCUCGUGGGUGAGCGUUCAUGCGUUGACGGCACCACGGUUGACACGGCGGCGUGCGUCAUCCCACCGUCACCUUCCCCACCGCCUUCCCCGCCACCGCCGGCGCCUCCCCCACCGUUGCUCAGGCUCCAUCUCGUCGCUGACGACAUGAACGCCACGUCGCACACCCAGAACCUGGUCUGGCGCGAUCGGUCCAGCUUCGGCAACGACCUCACGACCCACCUCGCGGCGCCCGAGGUGAUCGAGGACGCGUUCAACGGGCACAAAGCUCUCCGCUUCGGGUUCUCCGACUUGUUCCAGGACGACGUCGAAGGUUUCAGCUGCAUGCGACUGGACCCCGUCUCGAGUGAUAACCUGCUGACGUACGGCAGCAUGUCGCACUGGUCGUUCCCGGGCGUCACCGUGUUCGCGGUGAUCGAGCCGCGAGACGUGCCUUGGGGCGGCGACGGCGACCCGCUCGACUUCGUGUUCGACUUUGGCGAGUUUCCCACGCAGGGGUUCGGGCUCGCGUGGCACGAGAACGAGCGGACGCUCUACACGCCGACUGAUCACGGCGGCGAGGUCCGCCGGAGCGCCGAGCCGCGUGAGAACAAGAAGUACGUGGUGGCGAUCCAGUACACGUUCGGUCAGGACGGGCACGUGCGCGCGUUGACGCAGUUUGCCACGAGGCACGGUCGCGCGGACCUGAUCGAUCCAACAGACUCCAGCGGCGCGGCGCAGGCGUUCUCCGUCCACGGGUUCACCCCUGAAACCGUCGCGCACGAACAGAGUCCGUUCUCGGUCGGGUGCAUGUCCAAGGAGAACACGGCAUCGGGCGCGAAAGGUAAGCGGGUGUUCCGCGGUGACAUCGCAGAGCUCAGGCUUUACGCCGGCUUGCUUUCGCUCGACGAGGUGUUCGCCAUUCGAGAUGCGCUGGUCGACACGUACGUGCCCGAAUGCGAGCGAGGGUGUUCAACCCUGACCCGCCGCGGGCUCAACCAGGUGGACCGCUACGACGAGCCCGCAGUGAAAGCGCCGGUCUCGGAGGAGUACAAGUGCAUCGCCGACGGCGAGUGCAUAUCGGCGCGGUUCAUACGGCUCUACAAGACCCAAUCGGCGUCGAACCCCACCAUCCACCUUCUUGAAUUGGCCGUGUGGACCAGCGCAUUUCCAGACAUCAACCUCGCCGCUGGAAAGGACGUGACGUGCUCACCCGCGUGUCAUAGUCUAUCCGGGUCACGUCUUGUAGAUGGAGCGACGAAUACGGGGACUGCUCACACCUGUUUUGAAGGUGAUGAUGCUUCUCGAGGGGGGCUCGCGGAGGGUGCAUGUGCCAAUGACGUUUCCAGGUGGAUGGAGAUCGACCUCGGUCAGGAGUACCUGAUUGACGGCAUGCUCAUCGUGAAUAGGCCAGAUCAAUAUCGAAUCCGGAUCCAGGACGUGAAGGUUGACUUCAAGGACGCCGACGGGAAUGUCGUGCUGACCACGGCGGCGAUCACUUCUGACGAAAGCUCAGAGGACGGAUACGUGAUGGAUCUGACCAAGACGAGCCUCCAGUCGAACGUUGAGUUCGACGCGUGGAAGUACAUCCCCCAGGGUGAGAUCAUCCAGGCAGCGGACUUUGACUGGACGCCGUACAAGAGAUGGUGCGCAGUCAACGAGUACUGGGACGGCGCCGCGUGCAGAGACUGCCCGGUUGCGACGACGAGUCGAGGAGGCGACGUCACGAUGUGCUGCGCCGCAGAUGAGUUCUGGAACGGGCAGGCGUGCGGGGCGUGCCCCACCGGCUCGACUGGCAUGCAAUACGUCAUGUGCACGUGUGCCACUGAUGAGUUCUGGAACGGUACCGCCUGCCAGACGUGCCCCACCGGCUCGUUCAGCCCGGGAGGCGCCGCGACAUCAACAUCGUGUACGUCCUGCAAAGCCAAUGAGUUUUGGAACGGGCAGGCGUGCCAGACGUGCCCCACCGACUCGACUGGCAUCCAAUACGUCAUGUGCACGUGUGCUACCAAUCAGUUCUGGAACGAGCAGACGCAGGCGUGCGAGACGUGCCCCACCGGCUCGUUCAGCCCGGGAGGCGCCGCGACGUCAACAUCGUGCACGUCCUGCGAAGCCAACGAGUUCUGGAACGAGCAGACGCAGGCGUGCGAGACGUGCCCCACCGGCUCGUUCAGCCCGGGAGGCGCCGCGACAUCAACAUCGUGCACGUCCUGCGCAAGAGACGAGUUCUGGAACGAGCAGACGCAGGAGUGCCAGACGUGCCCCACCAACUAUUUCAGUAAGGGAGGCGCCGCGACGACAACAACGUGCAUGACUUGCCCCGCAGGGCAGUACCGCAACAACGACGCAGGAUGCGGGGCGUGCCCGACGGGAAGUACCAGCCCGGGUGGUAGCGGUAGCGUCACCUCUUGCGACACGUGCUUGUCCCACUACUACAAGUCUGGGUCCACGUGCGUGGCGUGCCCGACGAACUCCGUCGGUGCCGGUGGAUCCGCGACUUCGUGCACAUGCAACGAUAACUAUCGCGCCUAUUGGUCUGGUAGCGCGUGGUCUUGCUUGGCCUGCGCUGCUCCGUACGUCAAGUCCGGAUCAGUGGUGCCACAGUCCAUAGAGUCGAGCGACACCUGCGACGAUCCUCCGCCUUGUCAGCGCGAACUGAAGGUGGAGCGCGUUGGUGGUGAUCCUAGUUGGGGCGCCCCUUUUUACUUUACGUGCGGCGACGUGGAGGUCUACGCGGGAAUAUCCGAUUCCAGGACCAAGCUCGUCAUCCCGCCCAACAAUAUAGCGUGGGGAUCGUGUCCGACGGCCAGUUUCAAACGGAGCGCACCGGGGACUUCCAGCUUCCGCUAUGCAAAUACCGCUUGGAACUACGAUGACGUGUUCAAAGUCACGGAGAUGAACAACUGCGGAUGCAGAAGGAAAGUACGAAUCACGCGCACGGACGCCUCAACGGGUUGGGGUCAUUGGAUGUCCCUCAGGUGCGCCGGUACAGGUGGUGCUAACCCUGUGGAGGUGAUCGUCGGCAAUUCCGACUCCAAUACCAAGGAUGUCGUCCUGUUUUCGCCGUACAACUAUGAAUGCCCCCCCACAUUCACUCUGGGUACUGACAACUUCCAGUUGGACUUGCUGUCUACUACUUGCUACAGCGGGAAACAAGUUUACGACGGUGCUCCUUACGAACAAUGGAUACACGAGCCUGCAUUAAAUCAGUUCUGGACAAAUGUUUAG